Molecule: messenger RNA, 1761 nt
Organism: Symbiodinium natans
Lineage: Eukaryota; Dinophyceae; Suessiales; Symbiodiniaceae
Source: the annotation of a GenBank genome assembly
AUGGCUUUUUCAGGCUUUGCGGCGCAGCCGGUUCAGCUCGACCCGAGGUUUCGCUACGCCGCUGCGCCGGAGACUAUCGUUAUGCAACCGGAGAUGACCAUGACUUGGUGGAUGCCAUCGGGUUACACAUACCAGGACAAAGCGCAGACGCAGCAGCAGGUGCUGAAACUGCAGGAGCUCAUUCGCUUCGAGGGCCCCACCGAGCCCAAAGCAGAUGCCCUGGAGGUUUCGCUCAACGUGAUAGACAGCGACAUCGCCUGGGAACCCAAAAAGGAUGUGGGGGAGGUACUCUUCACAUUGUCACAGAUCGCAGGGACUUGCGAGGUGGCAUCGCUUGUGUCCGGUCUCCACUACAUGGCGAAGCUUUCGGAGCAAGAUGCCUAUGGCGUCAUGGGAGGACUGGAGAAUGUGUUACAUGACCCACGCCUUGCCAACGUUCUCUUGGUGUUCAGGUCAAAGGCCCACGGGGUUACAACUUCACGCGCCAUCAUGCGAGCCAUUUGGGCCUUGGGCAAGCUUGGAGUCAGAGGCAAGGAAGUGCAGGGCAUCAUCGCCGAGCUCGCACAAACCUCCCUGCCAAUCAUCAGCCAGUUUUCGUGCCAGGAGCUUUCAAACACGCUUUGGGGCCUGGCCAGGUUGAGCGAGAGCUUAUACGGGCUGAUGCCGGAAGGAACUCAGCUCGCAUACUCGGUGAUGAUGCAGAGCACGACGCGGCUGGCCCAGUUCAGCACACAGUGCCUCACCAACAGCCUUUGGGCUGUGGCGAAGCUGGGGCUCAAGGGCCCGGAAGUGAAAUCCUUCUGCAAUGAGUGCCUCUUUUACAUUAAGGAGGUGAUGUUCCGGGAGAUGUCACCACAGGGUCUGGCCAACAGCCUCUGGGCCUGUGCCAAGCUCCAGUCCGAACCCCGGGCGGCGGACGCCCCGUUGGACAAGGAGGCAGUGAAGCUCUUCUGCAGAGAUGCGGCGCGGCGGACAAGAGCCUCCGAAAACCUGCUGGAGAUGUUCUUCCCGCAGGAGCUCUCCAUGGCGCUGUGGGCCAUGGCCAAGUUGAUGGGGCGCCGGCCCCGCUUCAAGUCGAAGGACGACUGCUUCCAGGACGUGUGGAGGUUCGCCGAGUCUGUCGCUUCCGAAGCUGCAAGCCGCAUCUGCGACUUCAGCCCCCAGGGCGUGUCGACCAUCGCCUGGUCGCUGGCGACGCUCGAUGUGAUGAAUGGCGCGGAGGCCUUGUAUUUCUUCGAAGUCGCUGCCCAAGUCGCCACGCUGAAUAUCAAGGCAUACCCCCCGCAGGCCAUCGCGAACUGCUGCUGGGCCUUCAACCGCCUCAGCCAGAAGGGCUACGCCAUCGAGUACUUCGGCAGAGUGGCCGCCGACGAAGCCCUAAGAAGGAUCGAUGAGUUCUCAUGGCAGGACUGCUCCGGCAUUGUCAGCGCGCUGAUGAACACCACCCCCCAGAGCAGCAUGGAGGUGCGUCUGCUCGCCGAGGAGGUGGUUAUUCGAGCGAGAAGCCACUGCAAGAAGAUCGGCACUCAGGCACUCCUGAACAUCGCUCUCUCGGGUGUGAGGUUGAAGGUCGCCCUGGAGGUCAUGACGCCCUUGGUGUAUGAAAUCGGCCAAGCAUUCGAUGGCCACAUGCACAACUUGAACGAAAUCGAUUUGAGGCAAUGGGAGGAAGUGCAGCGCUACUGUCACAUUCACGUUCCUGGCUCCACCGCCGGCAAGAGUCGGGAGUGGAAAAGUGGCCGGGGACGCCGUGGCAAGUAA